Molecule: messenger RNA, 834 nt
Organism: Thelazia callipaeda (thelaziosis nematode)
Lineage: Eukaryota; Metazoa; Nematoda; Chromadorea; Rhabditida; Thelaziidae
Source: the annotation of a GenBank genome assembly
AUGGAUUCGACGAGGCUAAAGCAAAAGAGACCAGCACAACAAAUCUGGGCGCGGUCAGAGUGCCGGAAUACAAUCAAGCGUCAUGUAAAUUCUGCUGUAGCAGCGGUCGGACAGGCUGAAGAAGCAGUUGUAAUGGCAGAGCUUGAAGGUUGGCAUAUCAUACUAGCCUUAUCACUGCUCUGCAUAGUGAUAUUAAGCUUGAUCUCAUUUCUCGUUGGGAUUUGUAUUGGACGUAAGAAAGGCAGCAAUCGGAUUAAAAACAAGAAUCCUAUUCAAGGCACUGAGAAGUACUACUUUUCUCUUUUAAAUGUUUACUUAAUAAAUUGCAAACGUUUUUCGACUGUUGUGGCACGUCUUACAAACGCUGAUCGUGAAGUGAACAGCGGAGAGUGUGGUACGACCGCUCGAGCCAACCAGUCAUCCACAAAUAAACCAAGCAGUAUCACUAGAAUGAUAAAUGAAGAAAGUGUCAGAACACGGAAUGUACCAUCCUCGCAAGAUACAUAUAAUCAUUGUGCAAUUGAGUUACAAACUGCAAUAUGCCGUUUAGAAUCAACCAGUGAUACACAGAUGGCAUCUUCUAAUGACGAAAAAACUCAUGAUGAAAAUAUGAAGCAAUUAACAAUGAACAAUCAUAAAACUGUGCUGAAAAUACCAAAAGUUUAUGAUAUUACGACAAGUGAGGAAGUUGUUUCACCCCAGAAAAUCGUACAAGACACUGACUGCGACCAUCCAUGUACUACGGAAGAUUCUUGUAGUAAGGGGUGUUUCGAAUUCAUCAUUCCAGAAAUUGAAACAAGUUUGUCGCAGUCACUGAUGACCAAGAGUUUGUAA